AUGCCGCCUUGGAGGGUCCUGGCCGCAGACGGUCUCCAUCCCAGCUUUGAAGGUGUGGCGAUGCUGGCGCUUCACUACAGACGCCUGCUGACCACCAAGACAAGCCGCUGGCAUCCACGCCAGCAGACUCUACCGCCAGCCGGCAUGGCGACCACCGCGAGUUCCAGCACUCCACAGCGUGCCACAAAUGCCGACUCGUCGCGCACGCCACCACCCCAGGCCCAGAAGUCCACCACCCCUCCAGGACCGCCUCAGAUGGCCUACAACCUGCGCAGCUUUGCGGACGUCACUCGGCGAGAUGUGCAGACCCGGGACCUGGCGUUGGUGGUGGCGCUCAUCCUUGGUGCGAGCUUUCUGGCACUGAUGCUGGUCGUGACAUUCCGAAAAGGACAAGACGACAAAGGUCAGGUGCUCGCGGUCGGUCGCUUCGGGGCUUACUGUGGCACCAGUUCCGUGGUGUCCGGCGUGGCCGUGGGUGCUUUUCUGGGCGUGCCGUACGCCGACCCACGAACGCUGCGCUUCGGAGCCCCUGUGCCCUGGCACCGCGAGCAGGAGAUGUUCGACAACACAGCGCCCGCACCGAGUUGCGCGCAGACGUUGCCAAGCCUUGAUGAGAUGAAUGCGAGCACAUCUGAGGACUGCCUGCACGUCAACAUCUGGGCUCCAGCCUGUGGAUCUCGCCCAUGCAGCGGCAAUAGGACGGUCGUAGUCUUUAUUCACGGCGGAUUUUUCCAGGACCCAGUUUCGCAUGUGCUAGAGCAGCUGGUCGCUCAUUGUGUUCCAAGGCUGGAAUACAGGGAGGUAGCGAAGACGGGCAGCAACAACGACCUUCACUACGAUGGCCGUGCUCUGGCCGCCUUAGGUGACGUUGUCGUCGUUGUCCCAACUGGCGGCUGGGCGUGCUGGGAUUCCUUCGCCUGUCGCGGAGUGACGACGUGCCCAUCAACGCCGGCCUGCUGGACCAGGCGGAGGUACUGCGCUGGACGGCGAGAAACGUGGACCGCCUUUGGCGGCAACAAGUCUGACCUGGUGGUCGUCGGCCAUGGGUCCGGCGCCUCUGCUCUCGCUUACCACCUGAUGUUGGGCCAGGGUCUGAGUAACGUCGCUCCGAUCCUGAAGGUUGUUUUCAUGAGCGAGAGCCCAAUGACCAGGUAUCCGGUGCCCAACCGAGGCGAGGAAAGCGCCCAGAACGAGUACCCGAAUGCGUCGGUGCGCCUUCUAUGCGAGGAGGCAGAUCAGAAUAAGUCGAGCUUGCUGAGCUGCCUGCGCCAGCUCCCAGUGGCGGAAAUGCUGCGAAGGCAGCGUUCAGAUCCUCGAGAAGGCCCCAGUUCUUUCCUGUCCUCCCCGUAA
Dermacentor silvarum is the source of this 1350-nucleotide messenger RNA. Its product is annotated as cholinesterase-like. Lineage: Eukaryota; Metazoa; Arthropoda; Arachnida; Ixodida; Ixodidae. The record is from RefSeq and is a predicted model, not a curated record. The transcript is spliced from 6 exons. The coding region runs from base 1 to 1350 and encodes 449 amino acids.